Messenger RNA from Vicia faba (fava bean), 951 nucleotides. The record is from the annotation of a GenBank genome assembly. Lineage: Eukaryota; Viridiplantae; Streptophyta; Magnoliopsida; Fabales; Fabaceae.
AUGGCACCUUUUGAAUUAACAGUGUCACAAGAUGGAGUUGGAAACUACAGAACGGUACAAGAAGCCAUUGAUGCAGUUCCACUCGGCAACACACGCCGAACGGUGAUAAGGAUAUCGCCGGGAAUCUACCGGCAGCCACUAUAUGUUCCAAAAACCAAGAACUUCAUCACUUUGGUAGGUUUGUUUCCUGAGGAUACUGUUCUGACAUGGAACAACACUGCCAAUAAAAUUGAUCACCACCAAGGUUCUAAGGUGAUAGGAACUGGAACAUUUGGUUGUGGAAGUAGCAUUGUGGAAGGGGAAGAUUUUAUUGCUGAGAAUAUUACUUUUGAGAAUUCUUCUCCUGAGGGUUCAGGGCAAGCAGUGGCAGUUAGAGUAACAGCAGAUCGAUGUGCAUUCUAUAAUUGUAGGUUCCUUGGAUGGCAGGACACAUUGUAUUUACAUUAUGGCAAACUUUAUCUGAGAGAUUGUUAUAUUGAAGGAAGUGUGGACUUUAUUUUUGGUAAUAGCACUGCACUCUUAGAGCAUUGUCAUAUCCAUUGCAAGUCUUCGGGGUUCAUAACUGCGCAAAGCAGGAAAUCUCCACAUGAAAAAACUGGUUUUGUAUUCCUGAGAUGUGUUAUCACGGGCAAUGGAGGAAGCUCAUAUGCAUAUCUUGGAAGGCCAUGGGGACCUUAUGGAAGAGUGGUAUUUGCAUUUACUUAUAUGGAUCAAUGUAUAAGAUCUGUUGGCUGGAAUAAUUGGGGAAGUGUUGAAAACGAAACAAGUGCUUGCUUCUAUGAAUACAGGUGUUUUGGACUGGGUUUUGUUCCUUCAAAAAGGGUGAAAUGGGCUAGAAUGUUAAAGAAUAAAGAAGUUGAACAAUUUCUCAUGCAUAGCUUCAUUGAUCCAGAACCACAAAAGCCUUGGCUAGCUCAAACAAUGGCCUUAAGGAUUCCAUAUUCUGCUUAG